CGUUCAGAAAUGGAUUUUGAGGCAGUUGCAAAAUACUCAGCAUUACAUCUGAAACCAGCUGGACUCACUCUUCAGUAUGGAACUGCUGGAUUUCGUACCAAGGCAGGGCAUCUUGAUCACAUCAUGUAUCGCAUGGGUUUGCUGGCAGUGCUAAGGUCCAUGAAGACCAAAUCUACUAUUGGAGUCAUGGUUACAGCAUCUCACAAUCCUGAAGAAGACAAUGGUGUAAAGUUGGUUGACCCACUGGGUGAAAUGUUGACCUCUGCCUGGGAAGAAUAUGCUACAUGUCUGGCUAAUGCAGAUGAGCAGGAAAUACAGAGCAUACUGACUGAGAUCUGCCAGAAAGAAGUGGUGAAUCUGCACCUACACGCCUCAGUUUUUAUUGGUAGAGACACCAGACCUAGCAGUGAGAAACUUUCACAAUCAGUAAUAGAUGGCGUAUGUGCUCUAGGUGGUCAAUAUCAUGAUUAUGGUCUGGUAACAACACCCCAGCUGCAUUACAUGGUCUGCUGUCAAAAUACUCAAGAGCACUAUGGGAAGGCAACAGUGGAAGGUUACUACCAGAAACUAUCCAAAGCUUUUGGGGAGCUGACAAAACAAGCUUGCAGCUCUGGAGAUGGCCAGAGGUACCUGAAGAUAGAUUGUGCAAAUGGUAUAGGAGCCCUGAAACUAAAGGAAAUGGAACAUUACUUUCCAAAGAACCUGUUAAUUCACUUAUAUAAUGAUGGGACCAAAGAGAAACUCAAUCAUUUAUGUGGUGCAGACUUUGUGAAAGUUCAUCAGAAACCACCUCUAGGGCUAGAUCUCAAGCCUAAUGAAAGAUGCUGCUCAUUUGAUGGAGAUGCGGACAGAAUUGUUUAUUACUAUAAUGAUACUGCUGGCCAUUUUCAUCUUCUGGAUGGAGAUAAAAUAGCAACUUUAAUUAGCACGUUCAUCAAAGAACUUCUUAUCAAGAUAGGACAAUCUCUAAAGAUGGCAGUGGUACAAACAGCAUAUGCUAAUGGGAGUUCUACACGUUAUCUUGAGGAAACCAUGAAGGUGCCUGUUCACUGUACCAAGACAGGAGUAAAGCAUUUGCAUCACAAGGCCCAAGAAUUUGACAUUGGAGUUUACUUUGAGGCAAACGGACAUGGCACAGUAUUAUUUACUAACGCUGCUGAAGAGAAAAUAAGACAUAUGGCAAAAGAAGAAAAAGACAACCAAAAAAGAGAAGCUGCAAAGAGGCUUGAAAAUACCAUUGACCUGAUUAAUCAAACCGUGGGUGAUGCCAUCUCAGACAUGCUAGUGAUUGAAGCAAUUUUGGCUCUAAAAGGUCUGACAGUGCAGCAGUGGGAUGCCAUUUAUGCAGAUCUUCCCAAUCGACAGCUCAAAGUUAAGGUUGCAGACAGACGAGUCAUUGACACAACAGAUGCCGAGAGACGUGCAGUUACACCUUCAGGACUACAAGAAAAAAUUGAUGAACUGGUAAAGACGUACAGACUGUCACGAGCUUUUGUCCGCCCAUCAGGAACAGAAGAUGUAGUUCGAGUAUAUGCUGAAGCAGAUACGCAGGAGAAUGCAGAUUCCCUUGCAUAUGAAGUAAGCCUUGCUGUUUACCAUCUAGCUGGUGGAAUAGGAGAACCACCCCAGCCUGUAUUUUGAAGGACACAGCAGUGGUCACACUAUGUAAACCUGGUUUCUUUGUUGAUUUCUACUUGAUUUAUUAAACCACCUAGGUUUUUUUUUUUUUUUAACAGGAAUAUUUUUGUACCUUAUCCUUAACUGGACACCUGUUUCUCAGAAAAUUGGGAGGGUUUUUAGCGAAUGUCUCUAACUUCUCAAUCUGGCUUGGAGCUUUUGCCAUGUAAAUGAAUUCAAUUCUAAUGUGCUUAUCUCUAUGCUAGAAACUUACUGUAUUGCUUGGGAUAGCAGAACACACCAGGACAUCUGUUGUGAAGCAGAUAUUUUUUUUUCCCCCUUGCACCUAAAGCAAUGGUUCUCAAAUUGUUGUCCACAGAGUACUAAUGCUUCGUGGCUGCCUUGUAGGUGGUCUGUGGUUCGAGGUUCAGGGCCCCUGCAGUGGGGAGCCUGCACUAGCGUUUCAGCCAUUUCUUCCUGCUGGGAGAGAGAGGCCCCAAGCUUCACUGCUGGAUCCAGGAAUAGCAGCACACAGAUGGGCUGCCAAAAUGACUGCCAGUGGGAUGCAGGGGCAGGCACUGAAAAGCUAAUGAGCUCCCUAUUCUCCUUAUGCCCUGACCUCAGGAGCAGUGAUGGCAGCAAUGUUUGAGUUAGAUUUGAUCAGCCUCGAACAAAACUAGCUCAGCUAACUGAAGCCCCAGCAGCCCAGGCAUUUCCCACACUACCUAACUCUUUACUAGUAAAGACAAGCACCUCUUUACUCAGCAUAAGCAUAGCUCCCUGGCUCAGUUCCCCCUCCCCCCAGCUCCAUAUCUCCCCCGUUUUCAACUCCCGGUCAGCAAAGCUGUAUCAGUGUCAUUCUUUCUCUCUUAAGUAUCACUGCCUGGGAAAGUGAACUACAUCUAGUAGGUGUGUGGAUUACACUAGACCAGUGCCAGUUCAACCAUUGCUCAGUAAAAGUGUCAGAGAAAUUGAGAACACAAAGAUAAACUGGAAACAAACUGAAAAAUGUGCACCUUGUAUUUUGUAGUUUCUUUUUAAAGACAAAACACCAACAAAACACAGAUACUGUAAAUAUUAGGCACCAUAAUCAAUAUGAGCCAACAAUAUUUAAACUUGAUUCAGGCCACGUCCAGAACUGGUCUCUUAUUUACAAAUAUUUAAAUUAAAUAUAACCUGAAUGUUCAUUACAUACAGAGUAAGAAAAGAAAUCUAUACAACUCUGAAAGAUACAGCAUUUCAUUUAAACAAUUACAUUACAUUUAAGCUGA
Messenger RNA from Pelodiscus sinensis (Chinese soft-shelled turtle), 2888 nucleotides. RefSeq names its product phosphoglucomutase 3 (gene PGM3). Gene Ontology annotation, biological process: UDP-N-acetylglucosamine biosynthetic process; hemopoiesis; carbohydrate metabolic process. Gene Ontology annotation, molecular function: magnesium ion binding; phosphoacetylglucosamine mutase activity. NCBI's taxonomy places the organism in Eukaryota, Metazoa, Chordata, Testudines, Trionychidae. The record is from RefSeq and is a predicted model, not a curated record.